Molecule: messenger RNA, 805 nt
Organism: Athalia rosae (coleseed sawfly)
Lineage: Eukaryota; Metazoa; Arthropoda; Insecta; Hymenoptera; Athaliidae
Exons: 2
Coding region: 315-689 (124 amino acids)
Source: RefSeq, a predicted model, not a curated record
GCAAAUCCAUUACCAGGUUGUCUUAAUUGUGUUUUCAUUUUUCAUCGAAUUGUUCGACAGAUCAAUUAAUAUGAAUAGCGACUUCAAUUUCCGGUAUCGAACCUCGGCCCUGUCCAGAGUUUAUAAAUAAUUUAUUGAUUUUAUUAUUCGAUUCGAGUCUCUCGAGCCGACGUAUGUAGACGAUACCCGUUCGUGUUUUUUUAACACUCGAACACCUCCUCCCGUACCAUAAUCAGCCGAAGAGGAGGAAAUUUCUCUAUACUGCAGCGUCUGCAGACGUCGUUCCCACGACACACUCCUCGCCUUUCCUCUUAAUGACCACUACUACCGGCGCGUUUGUAACACUGAAAUUCCCCUUCGUGUUCGACUCGAUUCUCCUCUGCUUCGCUCUCGAGACGCCGCGUGCUCCAGCUUAUCUUCCUGUCUCAGUUUUAUACUCGAGGAGUCUAGGCGAGAAGGGCAAUCGACAAAGUGGCGUUGGUCCUCCGCGCGAACGAUUUCUUCCACUUCGCGAUCAAUUUCCACCUUCCUCCGAUCCGAGUUUAACGACUGGAAAUGUUCGAAGACGUCUUCUCAUCUGUUAUCCGCUUUUUUCCCUCCUCGAGUCCGACAGCGAUCUGGUCGAAAUGACGAUCCAAUCGCGGGCUCUGCUCCGUUGUCCCCGUGAACCAGAGAGAAAUCGGAUGUGAACUGUUACGCUUUGAGGUAGCCGGUAAUUUGUUUCUUUUUUUUUUUUUUUCUAGCUAUUAUAUCAAGUGAACAAUGCUUCUGCGUACAGGUAUUUGCGGAACGUGAUGGAACUCGA